Messenger RNA from Rhododendron vialii, 2582 nucleotides. Its product is annotated as calcium sensing receptor, chloroplastic. The transcript has 13 exons. Lineage: Eukaryota; Viridiplantae; Streptophyta; Magnoliopsida; Ericales; Ericaceae. Gene Ontology annotation, biological process: cellular response to calcium ion; de-etiolation; regulation of stomatal closure. The coding region runs from base 525 to 2393 and encodes 622 amino acids. The record is from RefSeq and is a predicted model, not a curated record.
CAAAUAGGAGCCACAGUGCCAAACCCAUGAAGCUAACGGCUUCAACAAACGCCACACGAUUCCUCAAAUCAGAUCUCUCCUACCUCUCAUUCCCAUUUCCACGUCAAUAUCAAUUGGAUAAUUCAAUAUCCAAACCCAUUUCCAGAAUCCUUCAUUCAUUCCCAUUUCCACGUCAAUAACAAUUGGAUAAUCCAUCAAUUCAGAGAGAAAUCAAAUUCUUGGUUCACUCCUCUUUCUCCACACAACCCUUUGAUUUCAACCCAAGAAUUUGAAUAUUCAGAAAACCCAUUUGCUGAAUUGACAUUAAACCCACCAACUUCGAUGGGUUGGUUUUCUUGAACAGAAUUUCAAUCAAGAUUGCAUUUUUCUUCCCUAGUGGAUUACAGUUUUCGAGGGUUUGGGAUGGAUUGAGGUUCAAAGAUUUUAGACGUUGCUUUGUUGAGGUUUAUUUGGGUUUAUGUUGCUUCAAGCAUUCAAUGAGAGUUAAAAGGACAUAGCUUUUUGACUGAAUAAAGCAGCUUUACAUGAGAAUGUUGCCUGUUUGCUCAGCCACCACCAGCUGUUCUCAGAUUUCAUUACAUGGAGGGCUGCAACACUUACCCUCACUCCGGAAGGCAUGUGAGGUUAGAUGCAGUGCAGAAGGGAGGGUGGUUUUGGACUUGUCCAGUGGCAAUCAUAUUCAGGGAGUUUCUUUGAAAACAGAAGCCGCUUCACUUUUCCGUUCUAGUUUUGUUGAUGGCAGAGAACAAUCUGGCUCUACGUGUUUAAUUAACAUGCCUCCAUUCAAAAAUGAAUUAGGUGACAGCAACUCUGAAUAUUUUGGUAACUGGAGUUAUAAAAUGAGUGGAAUAAAUGCACCACAUUAUGUAGGGAUGGAAGAUCUGAAGUUUGUAGCAAGUUCAAGUGUCUCUGAUUCAUUGACCGUAGACACCGAUGCAUUGUCUAGUGGGAAAACAGAUAUUCAAGGGACUUUGGAUGGGGUUAGUAUGUCUAUUAGCUCUUCAGUCAAUAAGGGAGAAAUCGCUCUGGAAAAGUCAGUUGAUGUAGUUACUUCUUCCAUAACGUCUGCUCUGAAAGGUGCUAAUGAAGGAUUGGAUAGUGCUCUUAGUGAAGUGAUCUCUUCUAUUGAUCACGUGGGAGAAUUUGCAGAUAAAAAAUUCACAAGCUUCUCCAAUGACUUGAAGGAAGCCUCAAAAAAAGUGGGUGCUAUUUCUGUUGAGUUCUUGAGGGGAGCAAUUGUUCAAAUUGAGGAUUCUUUAAAACAGGGUGCCACCUAUGUCGUUUCUGCUUAUGGAUCCACAAAGGAUCUGCUUCCUUCAGAAGUCCAAAAUAUCCUAAGUUUGUCUGAAGAUAGGGUCACAAAAGUCUUAAGGCCAGUUGGUACAGCUUUGCAACAGAUUUACAUGGGUUUGGAGGUCUUCGAGAAAAGUCUUGGCUUGGACCCCAAUGAUCCAAUUGUCACCUUUGUUCUUUUCAUCGGAACCUCAGCUACUUUGUGGGGUUCUUACUGGUUUUUUACCUAUGGUGGAUAUGCGGGAGAUUUAUCCCCUAAGUCAACUUUUGAACUCUUGUCGGGGAACGAGAAUGUUGUGCUCAUUGAUGUCCGGCCUGAGGAUCUCAGGGAAAGAGAUGGCAUCCCUGAUCUUCGACGGUCUGCUCGGUUUAGAUAUGGCAAUGUAACACUACCUGAGGUCGAUGGUUCUGUAAGGAAAUUGUUGAAGAGUGGAAAAGACCUUGAUGAUACCUUGACUGCAGCUGUCAUUCGGAACUUGAAGAUCAUUCAAGACAGGUCCAAGGUCGUCAUUUUGGAUGCUGAUGGUACACGCUCCAAGGGCAUUGCAAGAUCACUGAAGAAGCUUGGGGUCAAGCGACCGUAUCUGGUCCAAGGUGGCUUCCAAUCUUGGGUGAAAGAUGGUCUUCGUAUUAAGGAGCUAAAACCUGAGACGACGCUUACCAUAAUCAAUGAGGAAGCUGAGGCAAUCCUAGAAGAUCUCAAUCCUACUCCACUUAAAGUUGUUGGCUACGGGAUUGGUUUCAUAGCGGCAGCAUAUGCAUUACUAGAGUGGGAGAAGACACUACAACUUGUUGGCGUUAUUGGCCUUGGUCAGACUAUAUACCGGCGGAUUGCUUCUUAUGAGGAUGUUGAUGAUUUUAAGCAAGAUGUGAGUCAAUUGCUUGCACCUGUUAGACUGGGAGGUCAGGCAAUUUCAUGGGUUGCUGGAAAGUUGGAAACUAAUGGCAUGGGAUUGCCAACAUCGCCAUCGUCCUCUGAUGUUCAAAGCAGGGUGUUGCAGGCAGCAGCAAAGCAUGAAUCUCAGCCGUCCGAUGGUAAAGAAAAUCAAGAUUCAUCUCCCGAUCUAACAACUGAGAACAUCGAUCUUUCUGAAGCAUAGGGUCGAAAAACUUGGUUUGCAGAUUAUGUAUAGUUUCAAGUUGAGCUUUGUACAUUUUGACAGUGAGUGCUCAGCUGAGUUGUAUCAUUCAUCAGAUAUGUGGAAAGUGGAUUUGGGGUAUACUGUUGAAUGGGGAAAAAAUUCAUUUGGAGACAUUUUCCUGCAAUAAAAGCUUUCACUUUCCUUGUA